AUCGCCUACACCACUAUUUCGCCUACAGCUUAUAUAAACAUCCUGUCAAAUCCCAUCUACCCUGUUCAGGGACUGGAAUGGCCCUAUUCCACUGUAGUUUCAUCGAAUGCAACUAAAUGGGAGAGAAGACUAUUGAGAAGUUACUAUUGAUACAUGAUUUGUUUUAAGUAUACAGUGAAGGAUAUUAGUGAAGGGGGUUAUGCUUACCCCUGGGCCGCACUGUACAGACACAGAGCCAAGUCCAUCCCACCACUGCCUGAGAGCAGGGCUGGCGUCACUCUAGAAGGAAUAUGGACCCAGACCGAUGAUGGCCGAGAGUUCCUCUGUGUAGACGACGGUGAAGAUGACAGACUUUUGCUGUUUGCUACAACCGAGAUGCUGGAAUUAUUGAGCGACGCUGACAUUCUCUUUAUGGAUGGUACAUUCUUUGUGUGUCCUAACCUGUGGCUACAAGUGUACAUCAUUCAUUGUCUGGUGAAUGGUAAAAUGUUUCCUGUCGCUUUUGCGUUGCUUCCCAACAAGACCAAGCGGACGUAUGUUAGGCUUUUCACUUUGCUGAAGGAUAUUGUUGUGAGACGACUUGGCAUCGAACUUUCACCAGAAAUAUUCCAGAUCGACUAUGAAGCAGCAGUUAUCAGUGCUAUUAGUGAAGUCUCAAGGUGCAGCUUUCCACCGGUGUGA
Molecule: messenger RNA, 681 nt
Organism: Haliotis rubra (blacklip abalone)
Lineage: Eukaryota; Metazoa; Mollusca; Gastropoda; Lepetellida; Haliotidae
Exons: 2
Coding region: 154-681 (175 amino acids)
Source: RefSeq, a predicted model, not a curated record